AUGUUUGGCUUUUGCGCUUAUACCGUGUGGGAUAAAUUCGUUUGGACCCCUUUUAUCACUUUCGUACUCCAAGAAGCAGAGGAGGAAGAAACGUUGGAAGAGGAACAUGAACCCGGACGGGAGCUCACCAAUACUAAGGAUGAGGAUGAAGAUGAUCCACUCUUCGUCCCCUUGGCUAUGCCCAGCCCCGUCAAGGGAGACUUAUACUCUCGAGACGACCCAGAGUGGCAGAACUUCAUCAAGAUUUCCAACGAUAAGAAGUUCUUGGAGAAAUUGAAGCUUGAACUUGCGGACCUAGUGCAGUCGGCACUCGCAAAGGACCCGGAUCUGUCCAAACAAAUGGGACAACCCAUUUCGGUCAAUCAAGCCAUACUUACACCUGUGUUCCCGAGCAGAGCACCCCCGGAAUACGACCAACUUGGGUUCGAGUUUCUGGACGAUGGCAGUGUCGACGCAGUUAUACGGCGACUUCCUUUAGAAGAAGGAGGUCGGUUCCGCGAUAUCGUGCUCCCAACGCCCCUCUUUUUUGCUAUACUCGGAGCAGGGUUGGCGUUUUUCGAGCUCAAGAUGGCCAGACUCAAAUCAUUUUUGGGUGGUAAUUCAAAUCGACCUCAAGAAGGGGGACAGGGAAUCGGCUCCCGCCAGGGCUUGCCGUCUUCGUUUGAACCUGGAACUCCGCAAAGCAGGACAGCUUUGCCGCACAAUCAGUCAAACUAUCCUCGAGGUACUUCCCUACAGGAGAGCAUUCCCAAAGUUGAAAGCUCCUCAGAACUCCACUCCAACGAAAAUUCAACCGUCAAAUCGUUCCUUUCUUUCGCACCCAAACCAGACCCUGAUUUAUUAGUGGUCACAAAGAUUUUCCAUUCCAUAUUUAACGACUUGUCUCAUGGCUUGUCUAUCCCCCGGGGCUCCUUUGCCGUACGAGGAUUGAUCGGGUUAAAGGGCUCAAGAGGAGUCUGCACGAUUGGUGCCACCGGAAUAUAUGACCCUGUCCAAAAGUCCUGGACCGGUUUGCGGCUUAAGCUAAAAACACUUAGCCCUAGAGUCCCGGAAAGCCCGACGAGUACGUGA
Uncinocarpus reesii 1704 is the source of this 1071-nucleotide messenger RNA. RefSeq lists its product as uncharacterized. NCBI's taxonomy places the organism in Eukaryota, Fungi, Ascomycota, Eurotiomycetes, Onygenales, Onygenaceae. Bases 1 to 1071 code for a protein of 356 amino acids. The transcript is spliced from 3 exons. The record is from RefSeq and is a predicted model, not a curated record.